UCUCAUAUUUCUUCCUUCCCGCAGUAUUUCUGGGCGGGCUUCUUCUGUCUAUUUCUUCCCAUCUUCCCCCUUAUCCUGAGACUGGAUAAUUCUUGCAUAGUCUGGGAGGUAGCAGAGAAACCGAGUUCGAAGCCUCGACCCGAACCUUCAGACGCGAAAUUGGAGCAGGUGGUGUAAUUCCUGGACGCUAAGGACCUCCCUCUUUCCCCCAACCCGCAGCCCAACGACCCUAAAAGUAAAAACCCUGAGUCUCUGAGUCAAGACUGACCUGGCAGGGUGGGGACCGAGUAGGCGAAGUUGGGGAGCCCAGGGGGUCCCCAGGGGAGGAAAUGGGUGAAACGCCUGGGGCCGCGGUCUCCAGAAUUCGCCUGGGUGGGAGGGUGGCGCUAAGGCACCGCCUGCCUAGGGAGCGGCGCCGGGCUCCGAGUGUCGCUGGGGCCAGACGCUUGGGUCCCUACGCGAGGUUCCCUCUUCCCAGGUUUCUUCCCCAGGGAACAGAGCUUGGGCAGGGGCCGCCCCCGCGUCCUACUGGAGCUCUGAGGUGCGGUCAAGCGCGGAGAGCGAACGCGCAGCGCCAGAUUCUGUGGGCGCCGGAGAUCAGGCCCACUGAACCGCAGAUGAGCUUAGGUGGGGCAGGAACAAGGAUGAGGUGGGGAAAGGCGCUGGGUUCCUGGAACCCCAAGGGGACACUGAACUGGGUACAUGUCGCUUGGGAUCCAGGUGUCUUCAUUUUGGGAUGUCUGACAGGUGUCCCCAGGGUAUGGGAAGUGGGACUGGGCACCCCAUUUGCUUUUUUUUUUAGACAAACCAUGUUUCCUAUCUUGGAAAAUGGUGCCACUCACUUAUGCAAGCCUACUCCCGUUCCCUCACUCCUCGUUCAGUCCAAAAGCAAAUCUGUCGUCUUCUAAAUAUAUCUCAGGUUCAUGAGCCUAGCCUCCUCGUCCCUGCUGGUCUUCUGCUGGACCAGUCCGCCAUCUUGUGACCGGACUCGGGAAUAGCGUCCUACUUCCCGGCGGCCUCCACUCUUGCCCCAAAUGCAAUGUGCAGCCAUGGCAAUCCUUUACAAACAGAAAUCAGAUCAAGUUACUCCUCUGCCGAAAUCUCUCUGGUCAGGGGUUUAACUGUCCAGGUGCUCCUGGCAGCACUUUGCCCUCCCCACAUCAUUGCUGGUUGACUUGUCUCCCCUAGUAGACUGUGCUCUGUUAGGGUGGAGAUUUUGUGCACGGUUGUAUCCCAACACCUGAUACAGUGAUUCAAUAAACAUCUGUUCACUUAACAGGAAAGAAAGUUCCCCCUCUCAUUCCCCUAUUGCUGGGCCCCUGCCCUCAAGCAGGAUGUUAUGCACCAAAGUGGCUGUGGGUGAGGACAUUCUGUUCCUCUGGCUGGCCUGGCACUGAUUUCCACCCUGAGCUGGUGUUGCCCCUCUCCUUCCUCUUGGCCAACCACUCUUCCACCAAUAUAAGCCCACACUGGAGGCCAGCAGGCAGUCAUGCCUUUUAUGGCAGGCCCUGCAAGGAGCCAGAGUCUGGGCCCUCUGUGCCUCCACAGCACCCCUCAAGCCCUGUACACGGUCUUCUUAAUAGUGCUCGUCAUGAUGAGUUUGGCAUUUGGUAAGUUUGUUCCUAUCAAUUGGGAACCCCCUCAACCACUUCCAUUCCCCAAAUACCUGCGCUGCUACCGAUGCCUCUUGGAGACCAAGGAGCUAGGGUGCCUUCUGGGAUCUGACAUCUGCCUCACCCCGGCUGGCAGCAGCUGCAUCACGCUCCACAUAAAGAACAUCAGUGGUUCUGACAUCAUGGUGAGUGACUGCCGAAGUAAGGAGCAGAUGAGUGAUUGUUCAAAUACCCGAACUUCUCCGGUUUCUGGCUUCUGGAUAUUCUCUCAGUGCUGCUUCCUGGAUUUCUGCAAUGACCCUCAAAACAGAGGGCACUAUACCUUACAGUGACUGCAACAACCUUUGGCAUAACAUUCCACCAGUUUCCAGCCACCUUCCUGACUUCUGUCUGGGCUUGGCCAGGACUUCUAGUCCUUCAUACCAGCUCUCCUUGCCUCCCUCCAGUCACGGGACCCCAGCCUUGGUCUUCCUCUUGGUUGACGCCCUUCAACACACUUACUCCCACUCUGUACCCCCCCAGUCUUGCCCCCCCAGGUUUCCUCUGUUGUCCCUAGUCCCUGGGUGUUUCUUCAAAAUAAAUUUGUGUGCACACUGUU
Cebus imitator (Panamanian white-faced capuchin) is the source of this 2211-nucleotide messenger RNA. It is a transcript of the gene LY6G5C, whose product is annotated as lymphocyte antigen 6 family member G5C. The record is from RefSeq and is a predicted model, not a curated record. The transcript is spliced from 3 exons. Gene Ontology annotation, cellular component: external side of plasma membrane. The coding region runs from base 1490 to 1945 and encodes 151 amino acids. Lineage: Eukaryota; Metazoa; Chordata; Mammalia; Primates; Cebidae.